Molecule: messenger RNA, 4791 nt
Organism: Gorilla gorilla gorilla (western lowland gorilla)
Lineage: Eukaryota; Metazoa; Chordata; Mammalia; Primates; Hominidae
Gene: SHC1
Product: SHC adaptor protein 1
Exons: 12
Coding region: 231-1700 (489 amino acids)
Biological process (GO): epidermal growth factor receptor signaling pathway; intracellular signal transduction; insulin receptor signaling pathway
Cellular component (GO): plasma membrane
Molecular function (GO): receptor tyrosine kinase binding
Source: RefSeq, a predicted model, not a curated record
GUGCGCGAUCUCGCGCUGCCAUUGGCUAACUCGGGAAAGUGGGAAGCGUGAAGGAGGGACCCUGAGGUAGAGGGUCAGGGGUUAGUGAGGCCGGAAGUGAGUGUAAUAAAGUUUCUCCAGGGAGGCAGGGCCCGGGGAGAAAGUUGGAGCGGUAACCUAAGCUGGCAGUGGCGUGAUCCGGAACCAAAUCGGCCCGCGGUGCGGUGCGGAGACUCCAUGAGGCCCUGGACAUGAACAAGCUGAGUGGAGGCGGCGGGCGCAGGACUCGGGUGGAAGGGGGCCAGCUUGGGGGCGAGGAGUGGACCCGCCACGGGAGCUUUGUCAAUAAGCCCACGCGGGGCUGGCUGCAUCCCAACGACAAAGUCAUGGGACCCGGGGUUUCCUACUUGGUUCGGUACAUGGGCUGUGUGGAGGUCCUCCAGUCAAUGCGUGCCCUGGACUUCAACACCCGGACUCAGGUCACCAGGGAGGCCAUCAGUCUGGUGUGUGAGGCUGUGCCGGGUGCUAAGGGGGCGACAAGGAGGAGAAAGCCCUGUAGCCGCCCGCUCAGCUCUAUCCUGGGGAGGAGUAACCUGAAAUUUGCUGGAAUGCCAAUCACUCUCACCGUCUCCACCAGCAGCCUCAAUCUCAUGGCCGCAGACUGCAAACAGAUCAUCGCCAACCACCACAUGCAAUCUAUCUCAUUUGCAUCCGGCGGGGAUCCGGACACAGCCGAGUAUGUCGCCUAUGUUGCCAAAGACCCUGUGAAUCAGAGAGCCUGCCACAUUCUGGAGUGUCCCGAAGGGCUUGCCCAGGAUGUCAUCAGCACCAUUGGCCAGGCCUUCGAGUUGCGCUUCAAACAAUACCUCAGGAACCCACCCAAACUGGUCACCCCUCAUGACAGGAUGGCUGGCUUUGAUGGCUCAGCAUGGGAUGAGGAGGAGGAAGAGCCACCUGACCAUCAGUACUAUAAUGACUUCCCGGGGAAGGAACCCCCCUUGGGGGGGGUGGUAGACAUGAGGCUUCGGGAAGGAGCCGCUCCAGGGGCUGCUCGACCCACUGCACCCAGUGCCCAGACCCCCAGCCACUUGGGAGCUACGCUGCCUGUAGGACAGCCUGUUGGGGGAGAUCCAGAAGUCCGCAAACAGAUGCCACCUCCACCACCCUGUCCAGCAGGCAGAGAGCUUUUUGAUGAUCCCUCCUAUGUCAACGUCCAGAACCUAGACAAGGCCCGGCAAGCAGUGGGUGGUGCUGGGCCCCCCAAUCCUGCUGUCAAUGGCAGUGCACCCCGGGACCUGUUUGACAUGAAGCCCUUCGAAGAUGCUCUUCGGGUGCCUCCACCUCCCCAGUCGGUGUCCAUGGCUGAGCAGCUCCGAGGGGAGCCCUGGUUCCAUGGGAAGCUGAGCCGGCGGGAGGCUGAGGCACUGCUGCAGCUCAAUGGGGACUUCCUGGUGCGGGAGAGCACGACCACACCUGGCCAGUAUGUGCUCACUGGCUUGCAGAGUGGGCAGCCUAAGCAUUUGCUACUGGUGGACCCUGAGGGUGUGGUGAGUGUGGCAGAGGUGUGGGUGAGGGGUGGCAGAAAGGAAGGUACAGUACCCUACAGUGUAUCCCUGUUCCUUCCCUCAUUGCUUUGUAGACACUCCCGCUGGGCAGCUGUCUAUGGGCCUCUCUUGCUCUUUAAAGUGUCUGGCAUCUUCCUCCAGAGGCUCAUCCCUUAGCCUGAACUAUGUUCUUUAUAGUCCUGGCACAGGGCCAGGCGUGGUGGCUCACACCUGUAAUCCCAGCGCUUUGGGAGGCCGAGGCAGGUGAAUCACCUGAGGUCAGGAGUUCGAGACCAGCCUGACCAAUAUGGUGAAACUCCGUCUCUACUAAAAAUACAAAAAUUAGCCGGGUGUGGUGGCAGGCACCUGUAGUCCCAGCUACUCAGGAGGCUGAGGCAGGAGAAUUGCUUGAAUCUGGGUUGCAGAGGUUGCAGUGAGCUGAGAUCACACCACUGCACUCCAGCCUGGGUGACAGAGUGAGACUCUGUCUAAAAAAACAAAACAAAACAAAACAAAUACAGUCCUGGCCCGUCCUCAAAUCCCCAAGCCUUAAGCUUAUCAGAGCUAGAAGGCAGUCAUCUCAUCUGUGCCCCUCUUUUGACAAAUAAGGAAACCACCCUGAAGAGGUUGUGAUGCCCAAUGUGAGAUGGUUAGAGGCUAGACACUGCAAGUUUCCUUUUGUAAGAAGAUCCAAGGGCUUCUCCAGCUCCCCAGACUCAGGACUCAGACCACUGUGCUUUCUCUUAUCUGCACUGCCUCACUGUUCUUCAAAACUUUCCUUGUUUAGCCAGGUGUGGUAGUUCAUGCCUGUAAUCCCAACAUUUUGCGAAGCUGAGGUGGGAGGAUUGCUUGAGGCCAGGAGUUCGAGACCAGCCUGGGCAACACAGCGAGACCUUGUCUCUAGAAAAACAAAAAAACAAAAAAUUAGUCAGGAAUGGUGACACAUGCCUCUAGUCCUACCUACCCAGGAGGCUGAGGCCUGAGGAUCGCUUGAGCCCAGGAGUUCGAGGUUACAGUGAGCCAUGAUUGCGCCACUGUACUCUAGCCUGGGUGACAGAGACCCUGUCUGGAAACAAAAAACUUUUGUCUGUUUUCUACAGCAAUCUCAGCUUCCUUUCUUUUUUGUUGAGAUAGGGUUUUGCUUUGUCACCCAGGCUGGGGUGUGGUGGCACACCUGGCUAAUUUUUGUAUUUUUUUUUUUUUGGUAGAGAUGGGGUUUCGCCAUGUUGCCCAAGCUGUUCUUGAACUCCUGGGCUCAAGUGAUCCGCCUCCCUCAGCCUCCCAGAGUGCUGGGAUUACAGGCACGAGCCACCAUGCCCAGCCUCCACAUCCUUUUUUGCACUGUGUAUACUCUUCUGAGACAUGCCAACUUCCUCCAGGUCAAGAAAGGGGUAUAUAGCUCUCAGCUUCACUCUUUCAGGGCUGAUGUCGCCUUUGCCUUUUCUCACUUCACUGACCUGUCUAUUCCUACAACUGUCUCUUUCUAGAGAAGCCUCAAUGAUCAGGACUGACAGGCCACACUCUCCCCCGCCAUUUUUUUCUCCUUCUUCAAGCCUCUUGUCUGUUUCACCCUCUUCCACCUUGGAGGCUGAGGUCUUAUUUGACUCUUCACCUGAAUUGACCUUCUUCCUUCCCACCCUCCCAGGUUCGGACUAAGGAUCACCGCUUUGAAAGUGUCAGUCACCUUAUCAGCUACCACAUGGACAAUCACUUGCCCAUCAUCUCUGCGGGCAGCGAACUGUGUCUACAGCAACCUGUGGAGCGGAAACUGUGAUCUGCCCUAGCGCUCUCUUCCAGAAGAUGCCCUCCAAUCCUUUCCACCCUAUUCCCUAACUCUCGGGACCUCGUUUGGGAGUGUUCUGUGGGCUUGGCCUUGUGUCAGAGCUGGGAGUAGCAUGGACUCUGGGUUUCAUAUCCAGCUGAGUGAGAGGGUUUGAGUCAGAAGCCUGGGUGAGAAUCCUGCCUCUCCCCAAACAUUAAUCACCAAAGUUUUAAUGUACAGAGUGGCCCCUCACCUGGGCCUUUCCUGUGCCAACCUGAUGCCCCUUCCCCAAGAAGGUGAGUGCUUGUCAUGGAAAAUGUCCUGUGGUGACAGGCCCAGUGGAACAGUCACCCUUCUGGGCAAGGGGGAACAAAUCACACCUCUGGGCUUCAGACCCCUCUCAACACCCCCCCCCAUGUUUAAACUUUGUGCCUUUGACCAUCUCUUAGGUCUAAUGAUAUUUUAUGCAAACAGUUCUUGGACCCCUGAAUUCAAUGACAGGGAUGCCAACACCUUCUUGGCUUCUGGGACCUGUGUUCUUGCUGAGCACCCUCUCCGGUUUGGGUUGGGAUAACAGAGGCAGGAGUGGCAGCUGUCCCGUCUCCCUGGGGAUAUGCAACCCUUAGAGAUUGCCCCAGAGCCCCCCUCCCGGCCAGGGGGGAGAUGGACCCCUCCCUUGCUCAGUGCCUCCUGGCCGGGGCCCCUCACCCCAAGGGGUCUGUAUAUACAUUUCGUAAGGCCUGCCCUCCCAUGUUGCAUGCCUAUGUACUCUACGCCAAAGUGCAGCCCUUCCUCCUGAAGCCUCUGCCCUGCCUCCCUUUCUGGGAGGGCGGGGUGGGGGUGACUGAAUUUGGGCCUCUUGUACAGUUAACUCUCCCAGGUGGAUUUUGUGGAGGUGAGAAAAGGGGCAUUGAGACUAUAAAGCAGUAGACAAUCCCCAGAUACCAUCUGUAGAGUUGGAACUGCAUUCUUUUAAAGUUUUAUAUGCAUAUAUUUUAGGGCUGUAGACUUACUUUCCUAUUUUGUUUCCCAUUGCUUAUUCUUGAGCACAAAAUGAUAAUCAGUUAUUACAUUUAUACAUCACCUUUUUGACUUUUCCAAGCCCUUUUACAGCUCUUGGCAUUUUCGUCGCCUAGGCCUGUGAGGUAACUGGGAUCGCACCUUUUAUACCAGAGACCUGAGGCAGAUGAAAUUUAUUUCCAUCUAGGACUAGAAAAGCUUGGGUCUCUUACCGCGAGACUGAGAGGCAGAAGUCAGCCCGAAUGCCUGUCAGUUUCAUGGAGGGGAAACGCAAAACCUGCAGUUCCUGAGUACCUUCUACAGGCCCGGCCCAGCCUAGGCCCGGGGUGGCCACACCACAGCAAGCCGGACCCCCUCUUUUGGCCUUGUGGAUAAGGGAGAGUUGACCGUUUUCAUCCUGGCCUCCUUUUGCUGUUGUUUGGAUGUUUCCACGGGUCUCACUUAUACCAAAGGGAAAACUCUUCAUUAAAGUCCGUAUUUCUUCUA